AUGUUAUCAAGAUUGGCUGGUAAUAGGAUAUCAACCUUAAGACCAGCAACUCCUUUACAUUUAUUAAAAAAACCACAACGUCAAUUAAUUAUUAGUAAAGUUAGAUUCCAAUCUACUGCACCAACUACUACACAUCCAAAACCUUUCAAAUGGAUUAAAAAAUUAUUCUACUAUUCAUUAGGUACAAUUGCGCUCGGUGCUUUAAGUUUUGUUGGUUUUGUUGGUUGGAAAAUUCAUGAAGAAAAUUAUCCAGUUGAUCAACAACCUCAAUCUUCGCAUUUUCCAACUGGUGAACCUAAAAAAACUCUAAUUGUUUUAGGUUCAGGCUGGGGUUCAAUGCCAUUAAUUAAGAAUCUUGAUACUACGUUAUAUAAUGUUAUAUUAAUUUCACCGAGAAAUUAUUUUCUUUUUACUCCGUUGCUACCAAGUGUUCCUACUGGUACUGUUGAUAUGAAAUCUAUAAUGGAACCAGUUAGAUCAAUUACAAGGAGAUGUCCUGGUGUUGUUCAAUAUUAUGAAGCAGAAGCAAUUGAUAUUGAUCCAGCUACAAAUACUUUAAAAAUUCAACAAUCUACUACUGUUCAUUCUGGUCAUUCAAAAGAUAGUUCAAAUUCAACUAGCCCCAAAAUUGCAAAUGAACAUAAUAUGGAUCAUAUAACUGCUGAAUUACAUUAUGAUUAUUUAGUUGUAGGUGUUGGUUCACAACCUUCUACAUUUGGUACUCCUGGAGUUGCAGAAAAUUCAACAUUUGUUAAAGAAGUUAGUGAUUCAAUUCGAAUUAAAAAAAAAUUAAUUGAUUUAAUUGAAGCUGCUAAUUUAUUACCAAAAAAUGAUAUUGAAAGAAAAAGAUUAUUACAUGUUAUAGUUUGUGGUGGUGGACCAACUGGUGUUGAAGCUGCAGGAGAAAUUCAAGAUUAUAUUGAUCAAGAUUUAAAAAAAUGGAUGCCUGAAGUAGCUGAUGAUUUGAAAAUUACCCUUGUUGAAUCACAACCAAAAGUUUUACAUACAUUUAAUCCAAAAUUGGUAGAAUAUACUAAUCAAAUUUUCAAAGAAACAAAUAUCAAUUUAUUAACAAAUUGUAGAAUAACUCAUGUUGAUAAUUCAUAUGUUACUGCUCAUCAUAAAUCAAGUAAUAAAGAUGAAAUAUUACCUUACGGUAUGUUAAUAUGGGCUACUGGUAAUGCAACAAGAGAUUUUACUCAUUUGUUAAUGUCAAAAAUUCCUGAACAACAAAAAGCAAAACGUGGAUUUUUAAUUGAUGAUUAUUUAAAAGUUAAAGGUACUGAUAAUAUUUAUGCAUUGGGAGAUUGUACUUUUACAAAAUAUCCACCAACUGCUCAAGUUGCUUAUCAAGAAGGUGAAUAUUUAGCUAAAUAUUUUGAAUCUUUACAAAAAUUACAUUCAUUACAAUGGAAAAUUAAAAAUGAAAAGGAUAUACCUGAAUUUUUUUUGAAAAGAGAAGCAAGAUAUAAAGAUAAUUUACCUAAAUUUAUUUAUAAUUAUCAAGGUUCUUUAGCUUAUAUUGGUUCAGAAAAGGCUGUUGCUGAUUUAGCUUGGGGUUCUUGGUCUAAUGUCUCAACUGGUGGUAAUUUAACUUUCUUAUUUUGGAGAUCCGCUUAUAUUUAUAUGUGUCUUUCUGUUAAAAAUCAAGUAUUAGUUACUUUAGAUUGGGUUAAAGUUUACCUUUUUGGUAGAGAUUUUUCAAGAGAAUAA
This is a messenger RNA of Insectozyma verbasci, 1713 nucleotides long. The record is from the annotation of a GenBank genome assembly. Lineage: Eukaryota; Fungi; Ascomycota; Pichiomycetes; Serinales; Debaryomycetaceae.